AUGUAUUUAUUACAUACAAUAUUAAUAUAUUAUAAAUAUCUUUUUUUCUUUAAUAAAUUUUAUAAACUUUUCAAAGAUUAUUUUUUUGAUUAAUUGAUCUCCUUUCUAUAUAUAGUUUGAGAAAAACAAUGAUAGAUCUAUGAUUUCAAAUAUUAAUUUUUUAAAUACACAUACCUUUAUAAAUUGAUUAUUUAAGGAUUCAUAAUAAAAUCAAUUUUAAUUAGAAUAUAAACUAAAUUAUUUUCUUUAUUUUAUAAUAAUAAUGUAAUUAUUUUAUUACAUUUUAGGUCUAAUGAAGCAUUUAAAUGUCAUUUAAAAUACUAAGAUAAUUCAGAAUAUUAAUAAUACAUCGUAAAUUCAAUUUUAUAGGAUAAAAUCAUUGGCAAUAUUUUUAAUGAAUGUUAAGUUCAUUAACAAGAAUUUAAUCAAAAUAUAAUAUAGAUAUUGAAAAAUCAUAAAAGAUUAUAGGAACUACUUAAAAAGGUGAAUAUUGAAUUUAAAAAUAAUAACAUAAUUACAUUAAAAAGAGUUGAAGUUUUUACUUUAAUUUUAAUGAUGUUCUUCAAUUUAAUAGAAAGAUAAUUUAAAUGUGGUAAUUUUUAUUAGAUAAAUAUGGAAGAGUUGAAAUCAUCGAAAUAAAUAGUUACAUAAUAAAAAUUGAAGUGUAUUACUAAUUAUAUUAAAUUAUUUUUUUCUAAUAGAGAAUUGAUUGAAUAAGAAGAAAUUCAAUUUAUAAAAAAUAGCAUAAAUGAAGAAUAAUACUUUAAAAAAUAAUCAAUUCUUAAAUCAAACUAGCCUAUAAAUUUUAGAUUUACAAGAUAAAAAAAUGAAGAUCAAAUUUAAUCGACAGUAGUUGAUUUUGCCAAUUAAAAUAUAGGAGGUUAGGCAUUAAAUUAUAAGAGUUGUACUCAGGAAGAUGUAUUAUAAAUAUAUAUUAAACAAAUAGAUAUUAAUGUUAUUAUAUACUGAGGCUAUAAUAUGUGUGUUAUUUGUAGAACCAAUGAAACCAAAUGAAGCUGUUUUAAUUCAAAAUCUUAUCAAAUAUAAUAACUAUAUGGGAUAUGAAAGUACAUUCCAACAUAAAAAUUUGGAAUAAUUCAAAUGGGAAGAGAAGUAUCAUUUAUUAGUAAAGAAGAUAUAAAAAAUAUUUUAUAGGCUAUUGAUGCUGAGGAAUUCUUUGAUGAUAAAGAUUAAUUUAGUUAAAAAAAUAUUAAUAGAGAAUUAAUUAAAUGUUAUUCUGGAUUUGAAAUUGCUUUAUUGAGAUAACCACAUUUCUCAAUUUCGACUGGUAAGUGGGGUUGUGGAAUAUUUAAGGGAAAUCCAUAUUUAAAAACUUUAAUAUAGUUAAUGUGUUUUGGUUAGGCAUGUAAUGUAACAAAAGAUAAAAAAAAUUAAAUUAUAUUUAAUGUUAGUAGUGAUAUUGAACUUUUUAAUUUUGGUUAAGAAUUAAUUAAAAGGAAAGAAUUAAUAACAUUGAAUAAUAUAUAGGUAACAUUAAAGACAAUUUAAAAUAAUAAAUUUAAUAAUAAUGAAGAAUUGAAAAUGAAAAUAUUGAAUGAAUUAUAAAAAUAAUAUAAUUCAAAGAGAUAUCCAUUUAGUAAAGCUUUAUUAGGUUGUGUUAUAAUAAGUUUUGCUGGUGUUUUAUGGAAUUGGCAUAAAAAUUGA
Paramecium pentaurelia is the source of this 1665-nucleotide messenger RNA. NCBI's taxonomy places the organism in Eukaryota, Ciliophora, Oligohymenophorea, Peniculida, Parameciidae. The record is from the annotation of a GenBank genome assembly.